Molecule: messenger RNA, 269 nt
Organism: Pelobates cultripes (western spadefoot toad)
Lineage: Eukaryota; Metazoa; Chordata; Amphibia; Anura; Pelobatidae
Source: the annotation of a GenBank genome assembly
AUGCCCGGUUCUCCAAAGGCGAAAGCGUCUGCCUCGUGCACAAAGGCAGGCUGUCAAGCAAUCUUCUGGCAGAUAAACGCUGGGGGUAGAUCCCAGGCCUGCUUCCGAGCUCUGCAGUUUAACUGCUCUGAUAAGGUUCCAACAGGUAGUGGGAUCUACCCCCAGCGUUUCUCCGCUAGAAGAUUGCUUGACAACCUACCUUUGUGCACGAGGCAGAAGCUGUCGCCUUUGGAGAACCGGGCAGAGAUGCCCAUCAAGUGUUCCUACGU